UCCUGAGCGACAGGAGACUUCCAAGCAUCGUGUUCGCAGCGCUUUGGAAAACUUUGGGAUUCAGGACUCAGGUUCGCUCUGGACUUUGUCACUCGGUCUUUUUCCUUUCAGGGAUUUUUGUUUCUCGAGUGUUUGCAGCUUUUAAGAGGAGAACCAUGUAUUCACCGUCUGCGCACCGCUUCUUGGCUGUGUAUCUCACGCUGUUUGGAUACCUUGGGGACGUUUACGCCGGGACAGUCCUGAUGAACUCCAACGCCAUCAAGAACUUACCCGGAGCUUCGGGGGGCAAAAGCGUCAACACUGUCAGCCCGAGUCCGCGCACCUCACCCCCCGGAGGCAUGGCACACAAAUUGCCCGUGGACACCUUGCAGCCGGGUGUUUGCACUGACGAUGAAGACUGCGGAGGUGAUGAAUUCUGCAAUGACGCCCGAGGCGCCUGUCUGCCCUGCCGUAAGAGCCGGAAGCGUUGCGCACGAGACUCCAUGUGUUGUGCAGGAACCCGCUGCAGCAAUGGUGUAUGCCAGGCAAAUGAUAUAGAAGGCACAAAUGCAUCCAUCAUCACUGACGGGCACAAACACAACAACACCAUGGAGCAUCAAGCCAAGAAGCCUCCCACUACCCACGUCCAUCAGCCUCAUGCUGUGAAAGGCCAGGAGGGGGACAAUUGUCUGAGAUCUGCAGACUGCUCAGAGGGUCUGUGCUGUGCCAGACACUUCUGGUCUCGCAUCUGCAAGCCCGUGCUGACGGAGGGCCAGGUGUGCACGCGCCACCGCAGGAAAGGCACCCAUGGCCUGGAGCUGUUCCAGCGCUGCGACUGUGGCGACGGCUUGUUGUGCCGACAGGAGAAAGGGGAGCGGGACCUGAGUGUCAGCAGGACUGCAGCACGGAACCUACACACCUGUCAGAGACGCUGACACAAACGUGUGGACACACACUCUUUCUCUCACACAGACACACACACACUCCUAGAAAACCUUGGGUCAAACACUCUUCAGCCUUGCAUACAUCAGAGAUGCUGACACACACAUUAACUCUAUCUAACACACACGCACGCACGCACACACACACAGUGACACCCAACACCUAAGACAUUCUUUCCUGCCAAAGUUGCUAACUCAAGUCCAGCACCCGGAAGGAUAGACAUGAUUCCUUGAAAAGUGAUACACCCAGUGGGAUGCAACAGUGCAAGAUGGACUGAUCCAAUUCCCCAUCAACAGACGAGGAGUCGGAAGUUAGGAAGUGACAUUUCAGAAGUCUUUGGAGUAUCGAUUCAUGUCGUUGGUGAUGGCAGAGCUGUUUUUUGUUUCUCUUUUUAUGGAACUUCGAACCUCAGUUAUUGCAGUAAAUUACUGUAUUGUAAAUAUUAUCCUGAA
This is a messenger RNA of Hippoglossus stenolepis (Pacific halibut), 1373 nucleotides long. RefSeq names its product dickkopf-related protein 1. The record is from RefSeq and is a predicted model, not a curated record. The transcript has 4 exons. NCBI's taxonomy places the organism in Eukaryota, Metazoa, Chordata, Actinopteri, Pleuronectiformes, Pleuronectidae. Gene Ontology annotation, cellular component: extracellular region. Gene Ontology annotation, biological process: multicellular organism development; negative regulation of canonical Wnt signaling pathway. The coding region runs from base 156 to 914 and encodes 252 amino acids. Gene Ontology annotation, molecular function: co-receptor binding; receptor antagonist activity.